GCGAGCCAUCCAGCGGCUGUAAAGCGCUUAGAGGCCGGAAUAACGACCUGCCUUGCGCUUUCCGGCUGUCGUGGGAGAGGCAUCUGGGCUCGGACAGGGGCCGCCAUGGGGAAGGUGAAUGUGGCCAAGUUGCGUUACAUGAGCCGAGAUGACUUCAGGGUCUUGACUGCGGUUGAAAUGGGCAUGAAGAACCAUGAAAUUGUUCCCGGCAGUUUGAUUGCUUCUAUAGCCAGCCUUAAACAUGGUGGCUGUAAUAAAAUUUUAAGAGAAUUAGUGAAACAUAAACUCAUAGCUUGGGAGCGUACCAAAACUGUCCAGGGCUAUCGGUUGACAAAUGCAGGAUAUGAUUACCUAGCUUUGAAAACACUUUCUUCUAGGCAAGUAGUUGAGUCUGUUGGAAACCAGAUGGGUGUUGGCAAAGAAUCAGAUAUUUACAUUGUUGCAAAUGAAGAAGGACAACAAUUUGCAUUAAAGCUUCACAGACUAGGAAGAACCUCAUUUCGAAAUCUGAAAAACAAACGUGAUUAUCAUAAACAUAGGCAUAAUGUGUCUUGGCUUUAUUUAUCUCGUCUCUCUGCCAUGAAGGAAUUUGCCUAUAUGAAGGCAUUGUAUGAGAGGAAAUUUCCAGUUCCAAAGCCAAUUGAUUACAAUCGUCAUGCAGUUGUCAUGGAACUCAUAAAUGGUUAUCCACUAUGUCAGAUACACCAUGUUGAAGAUCCUGCAUCAGUAUAUGAUGAAGCUAUGGAACUAAUUGUCAAACUUGCAAAUCAUGGGCUGAUUCAUGGAGAUUUUAAUGAAUUUAAUCUCAUUUUGGAUGAAAGUGACCAUAUCACCAUGAUUGAUUUUCCACAAAUGGUUUCAACUUCUCAUCCCAAUGCUGAGUGGUAUUUUGACAGAGAUGUUAAAUGCAUUAGAGAUUUCUUCAUGAAACGUUUCAGCUACGAAAGUGAGCUUUUUCCAACCUUCAGGGAUAUCAGGAGGGAAGACACUCUUGAUGUGGAGGUUUCUGCCAGUGGCUACACGAAGGAAAUGCAGGCAGAUGAUGAACUGCUUCAUCCAUUAGGUCCAGACGAUAAAAAUAUUGAAACAGAAGAGAGAUCUGAAUUCUCAUUUUCAGAUGGAGAAGUGGCAGAAAAAGCAGAGGUUUAUAGGUCAGAAAAUGAAAGUGAACAGAACUCUCUAGAAGAAUCAGAGGNCUGCUAUUGCAGAUCAUCUGGAGACCCUGAACAAAUAAAGGAAUACAGUUUAUCAGAAGAGAGUGCUUAUGCACGGAGUUUUGAAAUGACUGAAUUCAGUCAAGCUUUAGAAAAAAUAAAAGGGCAGGUUGUUGAAAACAACUCUGUAACUGAAUUUUCCGAGGAGAAAAACAGAACUGAAAAUUACAAUGGGCAAGAUGGUCAGAGAGUUCAAGGAGGAGUCCCUGCUGGCUCUGAGGAGUAUGAAGAUGAAUGCCCUCAUCUAAUUGCCUUGUCAUCAUUAAAUAGAGAAUUCAGGCCUUUCAGAGAUGAAGAAAAUAUGGGAACUAUGAAUCAGUAUAGAACAAGAACUCUGAGUAUCACUUCUUCAGGCAGUGUUGUAAGCUGUUCGACAAUUCCUCCGGAACUGGUGAAACAGAAGGUGAAACGUCAGUUGACAAAGCAGCAAAAAUCAGCUGUCAGACGUCGAUUGCAGAAAGGAGAAGCAAAUAUAUUUACCAAGCAACGUAGGGAAAACAUGCAAAAUAUCAAAUCAAGUAUGGAAGCAGCUAGCUUUUGGGGAGAAUAAUGUAUUUAGGAUCUUGGAUAUGUUUUAAUAUAUUUUUUAAAGUUACUGUAAUUCCUUUUUGAGCCCUCAUUUGUCUUUUUUGAGCCAAAGUUAUCAUAUAUUAAUAAACCCUCUUUCAUCUAUAAA
Molecule: messenger RNA, 1890 nt
Organism: Piliocolobus tephrosceles (Ugandan red Colobus)
Lineage: Eukaryota; Metazoa; Chordata; Mammalia; Primates; Cercopithecidae
Gene: RIOK2
Product: RIO kinase 2
Exons: 11
Coding region: 106-1764 (552 amino acids)
Biological process (GO): protein phosphorylation; maturation of SSU-rRNA
Cellular component (GO): cytosol; preribosome, small subunit precursor; nucleus
Molecular function (GO): protein serine/threonine kinase activity; ATP binding
Source: RefSeq, a predicted model, not a curated record